Molecule: messenger RNA, 1731 nt
Organism: Wallemia ichthyophaga EXF-994
Lineage: Eukaryota; Fungi; Basidiomycota; Wallemiomycetes; Wallemiales; Wallemiaceae
Product: mRNA export factor mex67
Exons: 2
Coding region: 1-1731 (576 amino acids)
Biological process (GO): poly(A)+ mRNA export from nucleus
Cellular component (GO): nucleus
Molecular function (GO): RNA binding; protein binding
Source: RefSeq, a predicted model, not a curated record
AUGUAUGCCGAUCGUGUUGAAAAUUCAAAUUCAAAUUCAAAUGCUCCCGGCGUCGGAAACAAUCUCCUAAAAUCUGCCGGUUUAUUAAAGCACAAGGGUAAACGCGGUAGAGGCGUUGGUUCCACAAAUGAGGAUUCUUCCAUGUCAGACGCUGAUUCCUCAUCAAGAAGAUCUCAAAUACGUAACAAAUCUAAUCCUCUCGCACGCCCAUCUACUUCAUCUCGCCUGAGUGGCGCUCCUUCACGUCCGAACACCCCCACACGCCCUAAGAAGGUGUCUCUCAAUAACCCUCCGACAAAACCCACGUCGGACAGAAACGUUAUCGACGCAUUGACUCGCUUCUUAAACACUCGCUUCGAUUCUAAUCUCAAUUUUCUAAAUUUGGAGAAAAUGGGCGACGACGAUAUCCUUAAAUCUGCAAAUUUCAUUCCACCCGGUUAUUCCAAACAGAAAUCACUCGCAGGUCCCUCCCUCUUUAAACUCAUUGCUGAGCUCUUCCCUGAUGUCAAGACUAUCUCACUGGCCUCGAAUCACUUGCGCAAUUUACAUUCUUACAAAUCUCUCCCAGAAUUCAUCCCAAAUCUCGAAAACUUGAGCCUCAGCGAUAACGAUUUCAGACACGUAGAAGACCUAUACGCUUUAUGCUCCUCACGCAGACUACGCAACCUCAAAGAACUCAUUCUAUCAAAUAAUCCCAUUUCCCGCUUUGGUGAUACGUGGAGAGCGAGAGUCAUAAAGAAGUUCCCUACAUUGGAACUCCUCGAUAUGAAACCUGUUCAACGUUCCGUAACAUUUGAUUUGGGUGAUGGUGUCAAAUUGGAUCCAAAGAAACAACGCAUUCAAUCAGAUGCAACUAAAUCCCUGCCAUCUCAAUUCCCUGUUGCCAUUCUCGGUAGUUUCGGUAGAGAUAACGCUGAAGUUGGUCCAUUGGUUGCCGAAUUUCUUACUAGAUUUUUUAGUCUCUUUGAUAAUGACAGAGGUGCUUUACUCCCUGCCUACACUGAUACAGCCACAUUCAGUAUCUCCGUCAACACCAACACCCCUCCACGCGCAAGAAGGCAAAAUUUAUACGACGGCAAACCAAAAAUAAUGUGGAAGCCUUACAUUGACAAUAAACCAACAGCGACAUCUAGAAAUUGUUCCAAGAUCUACAACAACGAAACGAGGAACCAGAAGUUGUCGGUUGGAAAUAAGAUGAUAAUUGAAGCUCAAAAACUACUGCCACGCACAACGCAUAAUAUCAGCGAUAUCAACAAUUUCGUUUUUGAUUGCUGGACCAUGCCUGGAGUGAUACCUUCAACAGCUGUAAUAUUCUGUUCGGUGCAUGGUGAGUUUAUAGAGAAUGGCAAUAAGGGGUUCAGGUCAUUUGACCGUACUUUUAUUCUUGCUCCUUCUUCGGUAUCAACGCUCGCCGCCGAGAGUGGAUGGCCGUGUGCGGUGGUUUCGGACAGCCUCACACUACGCGCACUAUCCAAAUCUGAAGCGUGGAGGGAGGGCAGCACAAUCGACACGGUGGAGGGAAGUAAAGGGAUACUACUCAAGCUGCCGAAAAACCCACCAGACCACAUUUCCAAAGAGCAACAUGGUAUUGUUUGUGAGCUGGCAGUGAGGACGCGUCUCAAUUACGACUUUUCUAUAGAGUGCCUUCAAUCGAAUAAUUGGAACUUGGAGCAAGCGCUGAACAAUUUCGAAGCGGUGAAAGGGUCCAUACCAGAAGCAGGAUUUUUGUAA